UAGCUUGUAUCGUGUAACAAUAAAAGUAAUGCCUCUUAUAUGAACAUAUGGCAUGGUUUCGAUCAUGGAAAACGUGAUGAUUUAGGCUAUUAGACUACUUCUGUUGUAGCCCCUGUAUUUAGAGUAGGCUACUGAUAAGUGCGACUUACAUAAAAGUGUACAGAAGUUCGAAUAUUCACGUUCUUCGUGUAUUGAACGUGAAAUGCGGCUACCCCAUGUUUCCUUCAGAUAUUUUCGUAAAUGUCUUCUGUUCUGUACUACAUUUAUGCAGUUCACACGUAACGCGCCACUUGAACGUUGUCUUGGGUAGGCUAUGGUUUGUUUUCAUAAUGUCGCCACCAACAUUAAUAAUAUCAUAAAAGUUGGCUUUUAUGUUGCCGUGCAUUAGGGGUUCUAUUGCUUGCUCAAUGUCUUGUUUCUAUGGGGAAGCAAUUUCACUUUUGUCCACAAAGCGGUACUAUUCAUCGACUGACGUGCGUAUCACUAGGUAUCCAACUCCAAGUGUAAACGGAUUUGAGGCUUUAAAAAGUUUCUUUGAAGUUUUAAGUGUGUUGUAUUUUCUUUAUUUUGAAGACGUUUUAAUUUAAAGAGGUUGGUAUUUAGAGUUUGGCUCAUGGGAAAGGCAUCGUAACAAUCAAAGGGAAAAUUUGGAAUCUCCUUUGCCUCGCUUAUAGCUUGGGAAUUCUCUCGGACUUAACUUUCGCCGGAGGUCACGCAAAUUGACCUUAAAAGAAUGCAUUAGCCAUAAAUUAAAAUAAACCCCUCAUCCAAAACCUGAUCCAGUGAGAGACAAUACACGACCUGGACAAACCAGGCUUCCUUCGCGAGCCGACCAAACGGUGCGCGGUGCUGGGGAAGAGGGAACUUGACAUUGCUGUUAGCUGUGAGUGGAAGUUCCCUCAUAAGGUCACUUUCAUGAAUUCAAAAUCAACUAACCAGUGAUCUCUGGGUGCUGGGGCUACAAUCUCUCUGUUUCUACUCCUCCCACAGCAGCCAUGGAGGCCUCUCCUCGUAGCAGCUUUUUCCUGAGCAGAAUAAUGUCGUCCAAGCAAGCCGCCUCUCCGUUCCUCCCUGCCGACGGGGACGACGCCAUGAGCCAGGACAGGGUGUCCUGGGACAAGGAGGAGAGCAGCGACCCCCACGGCCCCCCCCAGCUGCCCCUGCACACCGUGCUGCACAGCAAAAGCCCCCCGGAGGAGCUCCCCGCAAUCAGCAGCGUCCCCCCGGAGUCAGAGUGGGACAGCAUCGUGUCUGCCCAGCAGCGCAUGGAGUCGGACAGCAAUAAGGUGUGCUCCCUGUACUCCUUCCGGAAUAACUCUACCUCGCCACACAAGCCCGAGGAGGGGGCCCGGGAGCGUGGCGGCGGCGGCGGCGGCGGUGGUGGUGACCAGCUGAGUGGCUCCGCCUUCGGGACCCCCGAGCGGCGUAAGGGCAGCCUGGCCGACGUGGUGGACACCCUCAAGCAGAAGAAGCUGGAGGAGAUGACCAAGACUGAGCAGGACGAUUCAUCUUGCAUGGAAAAACUUCUCUCUAAAGACUGGAAAGAAAAAAUGGAAAGACUGAACACGAGCGAACUUCUGAGUGAGAUAAAGGGUACCCCCGAAAGCCUGGUGGAGAAGGAGCGGCAGCUCUCGGCCAUGAUCACGCAGCUGAUCAGCCUGCGGGAGCAGCUCCUGGCCGCUCACGACGAGCAGAAGAAGCUGGCCGCCUCGCAGAUGGAGAAGCAGCGGCAGCAGAUGGAGCUGGCGCGGCAGCAGCAGGAGCAGAUUGCAAGACAACAGCAGCAACUUCUGCAGCAGCAGCACAAAAUCAACCUCCUGCAGCAACAGAUUCAGGUCCAAGGUCACAUGCCUCCGCUCAUGAUCCCCAUCUUUCCACACGACCAGCGCACUCUGGCAGCUGCCGCUGCUGCGCAGCAGGGCUUCCUCUUCCCCCCGGGAAUCACGUACAAGCCAGGUGAUAACUACCCGGUGCAGUUCAUUCCAUCCACAAUGGCAGCUGCCGCCGCGUCGGGGCUCAGCCCCCUCCAGCUCCAGGUCUCUUCCCUGCAGCAGCUGUAUGCGGCCCAGCUGGCCAACAUGCAGCUCUCACCCGGAGCCAAGAUGCCCUCCCUGCCCCAGCCCCUGAACUCCUCCGGCCCCGUCUCGCCCACCGGCCCCAAGGGGGAGAAGCGGCCCUCCAGCCCCCUCAUCCAGGUCAAGGACGAAGGGACGCAGCCCCUGAACCUCUCUGCCCGGCCCAAGACGGCCGAGCCGGUCAAGUCCCCCGUGUCCCCGACCCACAGCCUGUUCCCUGGCAGCAAGACCAGCCCCAACAGCCUGUCCAAGAGCAGCGUCCCCAGCCCCAUCGGAACCCUGGGCCGCGGGUCCUCUCUGGACAUCCUGUCCAGCCUGAACUCCACGGCGCUGUUUGGCGACCAGGACGCGGUGAUGAAGGCCAUCCAGGAGGCGAGGAAGAUGAGGGAGCAGAUCCAGCGGGAGCAGCUGCAGCACCACCAGCAGGGCAUGGAGGCCAAGUUCUCUGCCCUCAGCAGCAUGGGCCUCAACAACUGCAGGGCUGACAAGGAGAGGGCGCACUUCGAGAGCCUGGGACACCACCUGGGGAAGCUGGGCGAGGACGGCAAGAUGGGCCACCGGGUCAUCGACCUCACCCGGCCCGAAGAUAUGGACGGAGGCGCCAGCACUACGGAGGCUCGGGUGUACAGGGAAGCGCGGGGACGCAACAGCAACGAGCCGCACAUCAAGCGGCCCAUGAACGCCUUCAUGGUGUGGGCCAAGGACGAGCGGAGGAAGAUCCUGCAGGCCUUCCCCGACAUGCACAACUCCAACAUCAGCAAGAUCCUCGGCUCCCGCUGGAAGGCCAUGACUAACCAGGAGAAGCAGCCCUACUACGAGGAGCAGGCGCGGCUGAGCAAGAUCCACCUGGAGAAGUACCCCAACUACAAGUACAAGCCCCGCCCGAAGCGCACCUGCAUCAUCGACGGCAAGAAGCUGCGCAUAGGCGAGUACAAGCAGAUGAUGCGCUCACGGAGGCAGGAGAUGCGGCAGUUCUUCACUGUUGGGCAGCAGCCACAGAUUCCCAUCACCACCAGCGGGGGCGUGGUCUACCCCGGCGCCAUCGCCAUGGCUACCGCCACGCCCUCUCCGCAGAUGACGUCAGACUGCUCCAGCGCCUCGGCCAGCCCGGAGCCCGCCAUCCCCGUCAUCCAGAGCACCUACGGCCUGAAGCUGGAGCCGGGGGCCAUGGUGAGCGGCGACCCCGUCAACGGCGACGACGACAUGGACAUGUACGAGGACUUCGAGGACGAGCCCAAAUCGGACUACAGCAGCGACACCGAGACCAGGGAGCCUGUUAGCGCCAACUGAGUCCGCCCUACGACCCUGAUACCCCCCCCCCCCCCCAACGCCCCCCACGGCCAAACCCAGCAACACGUCCACAGAUUCAUACCGGAGAGAACCAGAGUGAGAGAGGGAGAGGGGGAGAGAGAAAGAGACGGAAGAACGAAAUAACAAAGGCAAAGAAGAAUAAUAAUGAAAGGAAAAAAACGACAAUUGAAGAGCAAAGCUCCCUUUCUGAACAUGUACUCCAUCCGAGCCUGCAUGCACAUGUGGCUCACCCACAUUCAGCUGUUGGUCUUAAGCGUUUCUUUAAGUGUGAAGCAGUAUGUUUGUUUUAAGUUUUCCCAUUUCAUUUUCUCUGUUUUUUUUUUUGUUUUUUUGUUCAUGGACAUUUUGACACAGAUUUUUUUUUUUGUCUGUUCAACUUUGGAUGUCAGGACUUGAAAUUUAACAUUUAAUAUGAAUCCAUAGCUCUCACAGUCUUACAUUUUUUGUUCUUAUGAAUAUAUUCAUAUAUAUUUUCUUUUGAAUGCUUUUAUUAGCUUAAUUUACUGUUUUGAUUGGGUAAUAUAUUCUCACUCAGGUAUGCUGUGCCAGCCAACAGCUUGUGAAUGUGUUUUUAACCUGAACUAUUUAAGAAAAAAUACAGAGAGAGAAAAAAGUAUUCUGAAAUUUCAUAAAGAUAAAACACAGAAACCAGUCCACCAGUGCGCUAACACGCACAAAGAGAAUGCAUUAGACUCCCUGAUUAUUAUUAUUAUUAUUAUUAUUAUUAUUAUUAUUAAGUAGUUUUUUGUAUUUUCCAGCAUUAAAUCAAGAUGUGCCAAACUUUUCAUAACCUUCCAUCACAUACAUCUUAAAAUGUGUAAGUCUUAAAGCAGGCACUGCGAGAGUCUUAGACAAUCUUAACGACACAACGUAAGGAAGAAGCAGCUCCCUUUCACAGUCCUCGGUAAAGUGCUCAGGAAUGUGGAUGCAGACGCAGUCACAUUUUUUCCUUGCUUUUCUUUGGGGGGGGGGGGGGGGGGGCGGUGGUCGCUGUAGUGCUGCACCACUCCAGCCCGUCUGUAUGUGCCACAGAGCCCAGCAGUGCUCUGGGAGAGACCGAUACAGUGAUCAUCCGCCCAGCCGUCCCUACGCUGCCUUCUCAGUCCAGUCUCACCCGCUGAGGUCUUAACGGCGGCGAUUGUGAUGAGCCCAGAAUGCCGAGGGGCCAAACGCGUUCCGGUCUGCCCAGCUGGAAAGAGCGGGAAAAGGCAGCUUUGGUGGCGUUACAGUCGCUGGUCGCCGCGGUACGGCGUGGGGCGAGCGCGCUCCUUUUAAACGCUUGUGCCUCUUCAGCGGGACGUGACGUUUUAAAUUCCUUUACCUUACGGGAGACUUUCCUCCUCGCAGCCGAGUCUGUGUGGAAACUGUAAAUCUUAAUCAACUUCUGAGUCUUAAAGCUACGCUCUCCUUAAGUCUUAAGAGAAACUCGUUUUGUCCAAAUAGAACAGGCAGCUAAGUUUCCCCGGAGAAAAACAGGUGAACACCCAGAGGUCACUGCACAUGCGGUACCACCAGCAGCCAGGACAGCAUCACUCAUUUUUACAACAAACAGUCCUUAAGGGUAGUUCAGUGUCAUCUGUUGUGUUCACGAGAAAUACAAUGUUUGUUACAUUAAGUCUUAACUUUAACCUAAGUUUAAACUAAGAUCGAUUCUGACCCACUCGGCAACAACAUAGCUUCCAUCAACUUCUUCUGUUUUAUCCUGGAGAAAUAAUAUACGCGUUAGAUUAGUUCCGUUCCACCGGGUCAACGUGCUGUAAGACCGCAUUAUUCAUUAAUAUUAACGUGGGGGGUAAUAAAUAGCUUAUCUCAGCAUUAAACCCACAUCCCUGCCGAACAGGCCUGAAGGAGCGGUGUCCCUCUUUAUCUCCUGAAGGGCACAAGGCCCCUUCCUCUGCGGCUUUUCCCUGGACCAGCCGACCAGCAGAGGUGAUCAGCGGUCAAGGCGGUCAGCAGCGAGGUGGUCAGCGCUCAAGGCUGUGCGAUUUGGCAUUGGGGCGCUUUGCCCCCCCCCCCGCCCCACCUGUGUAGCUGGGCCAGUCCAACACUUCCAUCCCCGUCCAGCCCCCACAUCCGCCCCCGUGCCCACGGCAACCCCUGCCCCAAGGGGCAGCCAUCUGCUUUGGAGGGGCAGGAGAGAUGGGGCUCUCCCCGGCACGCUGUCUCAUUGUGCCCUCCCUCCGAUGGGCCUCGGCUGGGCCCAGGCCUGGCCGGGCCAGCGAGAUGCCGGCGAGCAGAUGGAACAAGUACAUCAAGCUGUGGGGGAUUAUUAAAAUGACGGAGGAGUGGGUAUCAGCUCAAAUACGCCAUUAUUAAUGUAUGAAUCCCCUUAUUUUCCCUACGCCCUUGAACAGCCGCCCCCCCACCCCCACCCCCACCCCGUCCCCCACCCCCCCCAGGAAACAGAGUGAUUAGGAGAUGUGUUUACCUGCCACGGCUGGCACUGAUGAUCACUGUAUGAUUUCCUGCAUUUAAAAAAAAUGGCACUGACGGCUUUCUCUAUUCUCUUUCCUUUGUUUUCUAGUUUCCACUCGCUUAGAGCUUGUCAAUCAAAUUUUUUGAAACAUACCCCACCCUUGCAAACAGGAUAAUCAGUUCCAUCUCAAUUCCAUUUCCAUGUUUUAAUUUUUUUUUCUUUUCCGGGAAAUGAUUAUGAUUUGUUUUACUCUUUAAAACAAACUGAAUUUUCUCCCGCUGUACACAGGCCAACAGUUCUAGGUGUGGUAGGUUGUGUUUAUUCCGUUUGCUGGUCGAUAGGUACGUGAUUUGUCUGCUCUUAAUGGCCAUGCCAGGAUGGAGGUUUGAGGAAAAAACGGCCGUUCGCGGGACUGAAACUUGAUUGCGCUUGUAUUACAAACAAACAAUAAACAAACAAACAAAACAAAAAAAAAAUAAGAAAAAAGUUAAACUCUCACAGAGACAUUGUUUGAUAAGUGUUAUAAGCACUGGAUAUAAAUGGUAUUUUUUAUCAAUUCUGACUAAUGUGAAGCUGUUGUAUGAGAGCGAGCGAGAGAGCGAGAGAGAAAAAAACGGCAUGAACAAAGUCACCAGUUUGGACUCAUGUGGGCUUGUCUCACGGUUGCCAGAUUUUGACUUGGUUUUUUUCUGUCUAGUUAUUUUGUUUAUUUAUGCAAAAAAAAAAAAACAUGUUAUGAAUGGACACUUUGUUUUAGCUCCACUGCUACCAGAGGGAAACUGUUCAGAACACCCGCCUAAAGGCUAACAUAGCUGGUCAACUGAGAUACACCGGACUCCAGAAAUGCAUUUUUAUUGGUCAAGUAUGUUUGUGUUGUAUGUUGUAUUUGAAGCUAUAUAGUGCAUAUAGACAUUUUAUUGUAUUUAUUAGCCAGUGGUGGCUCUAAAAAGUGUCAAUACAGCAUAAUUAAAGGACAAUCAGAAAAUAAAGAAGAAAAACAGUGAGAACUGAACCCGAUUUGGAGCUGAAAACAAAGUUUCUUUUUUUGGUUUUGCAUUUUUCUUCUAGAAUUUACCAUCUCAUUGUAGAAUUUUUUUGAAAUUGUAAAUAUAACAUAGGAAAAUAGAAUUCUAUUUUUGUUCAUGAAUACUUAGUGAAGUAUAAGUUAUGUAUUUGACUGUUUUUUUUUCUUUUUUUUACAUCAGUGUAUGUUGGUCUGUGUUAUAGAAAAAAAACUGACAAGUCACUGUACCUCAUGUAGAUGCUGAAUUUAGAAAUAUGAUGACAGAGAGCAGUAUUGGACCUGUAGCUGAGAUGGCUGGGCACCUCACUUGUUUGUGUUUCAAUAACAUAUCUUACACUUUUUCAGCAAACAGUAGUCAUUUACUGGCGUAAGACAAUAUUAGAGUCCAACUGAUGUACUCUACCAGACUCUUGCUAAUGCAAGUGAAAGGUAUAGCAUUUUAUUCAGUGCAAUUCUGCAGCAAUGCAAUGACUCUUUCACCAUUAUGCUUAAAGAGUGUUUGAUCUUUCAUUGCAUUGGCUGGUGUACAAAACAAGCACUUAAUGAUUCAAUUUUAAAUCCAUCUGUCUGUCUAUCCAUCCAUCGAUCCUAUCUAUCUACCUAUGUAAACUUAACACACAUUCAUUGUGUUGUGUUUUAACUGAGAACACAUUGAUAAAUGACUUGAUCUCAUUUACUAAAAUGGUCCAGUUGCAUUUCAAGCCACAAUGAAAACACCUUUGGUAGCUGUAAAAUUGUGCCAAAUUUGGAAAAAUUGGACGGAACUAUAGAUAACAGAAAUACAAAAUUACAUUUAGAUUCUGGAGGUGCAUUAUUAUUAAUAGUAUUAUUAUCAUUACAGAAACUGAGUGGGUAACUCUUUCUCUAAACAGGCAUCUUAUUGAAAACACAAGUGAGGUUCUUGUUAAGCUUAGGUUAUAGGGGACGUGCAAAUAUUUAUUAGUUUGUGUGCUGCACAUUGCAGAAAUUUAGUGUGCAUUCCCUGUCUGUCUGGUUUUGCUUUUCCUAUUUGGCUUAUUUUUAAAGAAUUUUAAUGUUUAAUAAGUUAGCCCACCCAGUUUAUUGACAAGCUUAGUCUGCUUUGCAUUUCUGUGAACACACGAGCAGUCUUUGCCGUGUAAUAUCAAGGUAGAUACAGAAGACAAGCCCGUGAGCUCUUACUACAUAACUUAUAAUACUGUAACUAUUUUCUUUUUCCUAACAUUGGAAUUUAUGGUGUACAUUGUGUGAUUGGUCCGAUUGUUUUCUGUGUUAAUUUAAUCAGCACAAUUCACUGACAUGCUGGACUGAUAUGCUAGCUGCUGUUCACAAGCAUCAAUUUUGCUGUUGGGAGGGCAACCCCCCCCCUCCCCGCCCACCCUGCCCCCUGCUGUUGUAUCAAUGGUACUUUACUUUCUUUUUUGAUUGUUAUGUUAUUCAAGCGUGUGGCUCCUCUGUCAACGUAGGGCUGCUGGGGUUUUUUUUUUUUUCCAGUCUGCUUGCAGGCUCCUACAAGCAAGUUCUCUUUGUAGAAAUACUUCUCUCAGCAGGGCAGUAUGCCCAUGGCAGAUAUCGUAGGGCGUUACUAGAGAUAAUAAAAUAGUGUCUGUUGCUGCUUUGAAGAAAAAAAAAAAGUUUUACGUCUGAAAAUGUAAAUAGUUUAUCAGAAUAUCUUGUACAGUCCAGUGUAAAGUUUUUAAUUGAACUUAAAAGGUUGCCAUCACAUUUGUGUUCACAUUCUUUUUACAGUACAAAAAGACAGCUAUUUGCUAAGGUUAUUAUUGUUUAAAAAACAAGAGAAAAAAGGGUACUAAAAAAACUUUGUAUUUUUUUUUUUUGUUUUUUGCUUCGCUUCAAAAUGUAAACCAGCAGAGUCAUUGGUUUCCAUGUGCAGUAUUGAUGUGAGCUAUAAAAAACUAAAGGUAAAAUCAUUUUACAGUGGUACACGCAGAGACCAGUCUUCUCUGUUUUUUGGUAGUAUUAAUAAAUCAAAGACGAUACACUGGUUGACUGACAAAACCUGAUGUAUUUAGGCACCUUAGUCAUAUGUACAAAUCCUUUGGUAUUUUCCCCCCACAGGAAUGAUAUGUAUAUGUUAUUUUUUUGGCAUAUUGUAAUGUAGCAUCAUUCGUUGGUGUACCUAAUCAGUAACAUGGUGGAGGUAGGGGGCAGGUGUGGGGAGGGUUUGUGUGGCUGCCUGUUUAAGCUCAUUUACCUCAAGUUUCCUCCUUUUCCUACAAAGAAAAACACAGAACGACAAACAACAAACAACAGAAUUGUCUCACCAUCACUCCAUCUUUUGUACUGCUGUUGACACUUACAAAAUUAAAGAGAAAUUUUGUUUUAA
This is a messenger RNA of Anguilla rostrata (American eel), 9152 nucleotides long. RefSeq names its product transcription factor SOX-6-like. Gene Ontology annotation, cellular component: nucleus. Bases 996 to 3365 code for a protein of 789 amino acids. Gene Ontology annotation, biological process: central nervous system development; regulation of transcription by RNA polymerase II; positive regulation of chondrocyte differentiation. Gene Ontology annotation, molecular function: DNA-binding transcription factor activity, RNA polymerase II-specific; RNA polymerase II cis-regulatory region sequence-specific DNA binding. NCBI's taxonomy places the organism in Eukaryota, Metazoa, Chordata, Actinopteri, Anguilliformes, Anguillidae. The record is from RefSeq and is a predicted model, not a curated record. The transcript has 18 exons.